Messenger RNA from Pediculus humanus corporis (human body louse), 894 nucleotides. Its product is annotated as carboxypeptidase A, putative. The transcript has 4 exons. The record is from RefSeq and is a predicted model, not a curated record. The coding region runs from base 1 to 894 and encodes 297 amino acids. Lineage: Eukaryota; Metazoa; Arthropoda; Insecta; Psocodea; Pediculidae. Gene Ontology annotation, molecular function: metallocarboxypeptidase activity; zinc ion binding. Gene Ontology annotation, biological process: proteolysis.
AUGAUACGAUACAUAAAUAGUUUGAGAGAUAUUAAAAAUUAUAAAAAUGAAUCCGUCGCAGUCGUCGAAAACAUCGGUAAAAGUUAUCAUGGAAGAGACAUGUUUCUGGUAAAGGUAUCAUCGGAUCAUUCUGCAAAAAAACCGGUUAUUUUUUUCGAAAUUGGUAUCCAUGCCAGAGAAUGGCUCGCACAUGCCACAGGAUUAUACAUGUUGCAUCAACUCGUUGAAAAUUUCGAAAAUAAUUCGGGACUCCUUGAUAAAAUCGAUUAUUACAUGAUACCCGUCACUAAUCCGGACGGUUACGAAUAUUCUAGAGAAAAGAAUCGUUUAUGGCGUAAAACUCGUUCCUUGUUCGGAGGAGCUUAUGGAACUGACGGAAAUAGAAAUUUUGAUUUUCACUGGGGAGAAGGUGGUACCAGCAGCGAUCCUAGAAGUGAAAUAUUUAAAGGACCUUAUCCAUUUUCCGAAGUCGAAAUGAGAAACGUUCGCGAUGCUGGAGCAAAAUACGCACCGAGAAUAAAAACGUUCGUGUCCGUUCACUGUUACGGCCCCUACAUUCUCUACCCCUGGAGUUACAAAACAUCUAAACCUGCUCCCCAAGCCGAACUCAUGGAUAAAAUUGGUAGAGAAGCUGCUUUGGCCAUAAAAAAAUACAACGGUACCAAAUACGCUGUCGGUUCAUCGACCGAAUUAUUAUACGAAGCUGCCGGUGGAUCCGAUGAUUAUUUCAAAGGAGUUUUAGGUGUCGAUUUAUCUUUUACCGUCGAAUUAUCGUCUGCUGGAAGGGAUAGUUUUGUCGUACCUGCAUCGGAAAUUCACGGAGUCGCAAGUGAAGCAUUCGAAGGUUUUAAAGUUAUGGCAAAAUACGCAGCCAAUUACAAAAAAAAUAAAUAA